AUGGAGGAACAUAAUUUCCAUCGUGAUCUGCUCCAUGAUCUACUGAAAGUGAUGCGAUCGCUGGACGAGUCGCAUGCCAAAGGCCUAUUUGAUUUGCUGCGAGCGGAUUCGUCCGUAGAGCAACUUCGGUCUUACAUUGACAGGACGUUUGAUGAACUCCAGGGCUUCGAUCACAAUGACGAAACCAUCAGUAGUCUUGAACGUCUCCGGGAGAGGCUGGAUGUGCCUAGUGGAGCGCCACCGUCUCGGCCCACGGUUAUGGAUCUUAAUUAUCUGUGUGAUAUAACACCCUUCCGCGUCCCCGCCAAACCCUGGACGACGGUGACGAACGACGACAAUCUAGUGUCCCAUCUAGUAUCCUUGUAUUUCACGUGGGAUUAUCCCUUCUAUGCUUUCGUUGAUCAAAAAGCGUUCAUUCGCCAUAUGACCCUCGGAAACGUCGACUCCGACCUUUGUAGCCCGUUCCUCGUCAACGCUCUUCUCGCAAACGCAUGCUAUUAUUCGCAGUACUCUGAAGCGUACGUGGUGCCGGGGGACGUUGCCAGCAAAGGACGCAAUUUCCUGGCCGAGGCGGAACGAUAUCUCCCAAGCCAUCAACUAGAAAAGGGUGGCGGGAUCCGGCUGGCGUCAUUGCAAGGGGCAUUGCUCCUAUAUGAGAGAUACGCCAUGUCGGGAGAGGACGAUCUCGGCUAUACGAUGCUCAAUCUUGCGAUCGAGAUGGCGGAGGCACUGGGCAUAAUCAACCGGGAGCCGCUCAAUCUCAGCAAAUUGCAGCUGUCCGACGAAAUGAUCACAUCGGUGCAGCGAACGGCGUGGGGGGUGUUCCAGGUCGACACGGUAGUUCAUACCAACUUUUUGAAGCCGAGCCGGGUCUCCAGCGUCAGUCUCGACCGUAUUGACCCGAACGAGACCGGUGCCGGGGAGCUCUGGGUUCCGUAUCCGACCGACAAAAGGCCCCGACAGUCAUGGCUCGGCCAAUAUUUCGAUGAAGCCUGCAAGCUCUCGUAUCUUGCCCGUGAUAUCUCGCGCCACCUCUACCAUGAGACCACCACCGGGACGGAUCAAUUUCGACAGAAACAAGUGUUCUUCAAUAAGCUCCGCCAGUGGGAGCGUGCCCUCCCCGAUAACUUCCAGGUGUUUAAGAGUCCCCCGCCGCAUGUGCUCCUGCUAAGGAUGCGGUAUCAUGUACUCAUUAUUGGCCUGGCGCGGGAUGGCUUCGGCGUCCAGUCAUUCUUCCUGGGGUCCCAGGAGCAACAACGCACAAUGGAUGAAUCCGCCAACGCAAUCAGUCUGGCAUCCGCACGGGAGAUUUCGGCUCUGGCACGGAUUCAUCGGGAGGAAUAUGGUAUGGAGCGCGCCCAUCAGUUCGCUACCUAUGCGAUGAUGCUUGCGCUCUUCACCAUGCUCGACGACCCUUCCUUUGACGUCCUCAGCCACGACUUCCUAUCGCUCACGAGUGCAUUCUCCAUCACAGCCAGUCGGUCCCAAGUGGGCCGUUAUCUGUUCCACAUCUUCCGCCAGUCUGUUCGAUCCCGAAACCAAGAGGAGCGGGUCCUGCAGUCGGACGCAGUCUCAGAUGAGGUGAAGGAGCUCUUUGGACGUCACUCUUGGUCCCAGUUACCGGAUCGAUGGGGCGACUAUGCCGACGGACUCGAACGGUAUCGGGGAAGCUUCUCGAGCGGGUCAUGGAACUACACGGCCUCCGGGGUCCGUGACAUGCUGGAAAAGUACGAACGGCUGAGUCUGGGGAACCGCGACAGUUCCCGCCCGCGUCGGCCGUCCUCGCUCAACGCCGGCUGGGAGCCUUGA
Messenger RNA from Aspergillus pseudonomiae, 1809 nucleotides. Its product is annotated as transcription factor domain-containing protein. Gene Ontology annotation, molecular function: DNA binding; zinc ion binding. Bases 1 to 1809 code for a protein of 602 amino acids. The transcript is spliced from 5 exons. Gene Ontology annotation, biological process: DNA-templated transcription. NCBI's taxonomy places the organism in Eukaryota, Fungi, Ascomycota, Eurotiomycetes, Eurotiales, Aspergillaceae. The record is from RefSeq and is a predicted model, not a curated record.